Messenger RNA from Felis catus (domestic cat), 316 nucleotides. RefSeq names its product cytochrome b-c1 complex subunit 7-like. The record is from RefSeq and is a predicted model, not a curated record. Gene Ontology annotation, biological process: mitochondrial electron transport, ubiquinol to cytochrome c. Bases 86 to 316 code for a protein of 76 amino acids. Lineage: Eukaryota; Metazoa; Chordata; Mammalia; Carnivora; Felidae. The transcript has a single exon.
GCCUGCGGUUGCAGCAUCAAGCCAGUGGCUGGAGGGUAUUUGAAAAUGGUAUUACAAUGCUGCAGGGUUCAAUAAACUGGGACUAAUGCAAGAUGAUACAACAUAUGAGAAUGAUGAUGUGAAAGAGGCCAUAAGAAGGCUUCCUGAGAACCUUUAUAACUACAGGAUAUUUCGCAUUAAGAGAGCACUGGACCUGACCAUGAGGCACCAGGUCUUGCUUAAAGUGCAGUGGACAAAAUAUGAGGAGGAUAAAUUCUACCUUGAACCAUAUCUGAAAGAAGUUAUUUGGGAAAGAGAAGAAUGGGCAAAUAAAUAA